GGCGCGCCGCUCUCAGCCCUGCUCGGCGUUCCCUUGCUCGGGCCUGGCUGGGAAAGAUGGCGGCCUCCGGUGGCGACGCUAUGGGCCGGGGUUUGGAUAUCAGUCUGGCCGCUCUGCGCAGGCAGGACCCGUACAUUCAGAGUAUCGUGGACGUGGCGAGUCAGGUGGCCCUCUACACCUUCAGCCACCGGUCCAACGAGUGGGAAAAGACAGAGGUGGAGGGGACAUUGUUUGUGUACACUAGAUCUGCAUCUCCUAAACAUGGCUUCACUAUUAUGAACCGGCUGAGUAUGGAAAACCGCACAGAACCUAUUACAAAAGAUUUGGACUUCCAGGUGCAAGAUCCCUUUCUGCUAUACAGGAAUGCCCGAUUUUGUAUCUAUGGGAUUUGGUUCUAUGACAAAGACGAAUGCCAAAGAAUAGCAGAGCUCAUGAAAAAUUUAACCCAACAGGAGCAGAUGAAGGCACAACAAGCAGCCAACUGUGGGGCCUCUCCCAUGAUUCUUUACUCCGAUGGAAAGGAAGUGGACAUCUUGCAGAUGUUAAACAAGGCAAAGGAUGAGUAUGCAAAGUGCAAACCGUGUCCCGAGCCUAAGGCAAUAACUAGUUCCUCAGCCAUCCACAAUAACCCCAACUUAAUCAAACCCAUUGCGGUGAAACCCACCGACUCGUCGGAGCACGUGAACAGCACGCAACAAAGCAAGUCUGGAGAUCCAGGACCUCAUCACCUGUCACUGACUGCUCUGUUUGGAAAGGCAGAAAAGACCUUCAUAGAGGGUCAUGAAUAUCAGGACCCCUCCAAGGUCCGUCCGGCAGUGGUUCGCUCCUUGUCGUACGAAGAACCAGAUCGAUUAUCUGAAUGCAGAGAAAAGCAGCUGUGCCCCGCUAUCCAGAAGCUGAUGGUGCGUGGUGCUGACUUGAUACCAGUUUCGGAGAUCCCAGAGAACCAGCAUAGUCAGAUUGGGAGCUCCCAUCCCCCUGGAGACGUCUUCAGCAGCCUCUUCCUGCCCAUAGAAGAAGUCUCCCCUUUUCCUGCACAAAAGCCUGAUGGUGGAGAAAGCCUUCUGCACAAACUUGCCAGCACCCACUCCACAGUUCUCUACUCUGAACUAGGUCUGACCCCCUCAAAACCUUAUUACAGUGGUCCUAUAACCAGUGCCACGACCAGCACCUCGGGGAAAAAUACAGGCAGUGCCCCGCAUCACUUUUAUGAUGAUGCACAGCAGAGCCAAAGGACUCCAUCAAAUCUCUCCGCAAUGCCGCUCUCCUCCCAGCUGCCGCCUCCAUCUGGAACCAUCUCUCCUCAUGAGCUGCUGAAGAAACUGAACCUUGUGCGUCAGGACCAACAGUACCAGGUCAGCAGCAAACCAUCCCUGGCUGCCAAGUUCCCACUUGUCUCUCAGCCAGCAAUAAAACAGACCUGGGCAGAGAAGUUGCCGAUGGGAGAGUCCAAUCCACUGCUUCAGGUUAUAUCCCCACAGCGGAUCCCAGCUACUGUGUCACCAUCUGUCCUCCUGUCUCCUUUGGUUUUCACAAAUGCAAGCACACAGAAGUCGGCCGAUAUGACAAAACCCACGCUGUCUGAUAGCGAUGCGACCACAAAUCUACUCCUUCCUCUGUCGCUUAUAGACACACCCACUAACAGCAUCAGCAAUCAGAACAGCGCACUGACCAAGAGCCAGCUCUGUGACACCCUUCUGCAUCUUAUCAAGAAUGAUGAGAGCUUUUUGAACACCAUCUACGAGGCGUACCUCUCAGUCUUGAACAGAAAGGGUGCUCCAACUGGGACGCUCUGAAGCCUUUUCAUCGAUUCCCAUAUUGUGUAUCGGGUGGGCUGCAGUCAGUGUGAUUGGAUGAUAUUUCCAUCUUUUCAUCACUCCAUGAUGGUGCACACAUCUUCAGUGUAUUAUGGCGGUAACAACAUUGGAGAUUGGACCAAUGUUUCAGUAAGUUAGACCAAUAGGCCAAUCAUACUGUUCCCAGUCUGCGCCUGAGAGGCAGCUACUCUUAAAGGACGACUUUGCAUAAAGAGAUUUCAGGGAAAUUCAUUGUCUGAACUCGAAAUGCAUUUUUUUUGAGAGAUCACAUGGAACUAAAAAUGUUUUAUCUAUAUUUCUGCAGCUGUGAUAAAAUCGUACAGAUGUUUUUAACCCUCUAUUUAUCCACAUCAUUAAGAGCAACAAAGAUGUGCAUGAACAAUUGCAGCUCAUUUUAUUGUACAUUGAUCAGCUGCCAAAUUAUUUCUGAUUGGUUGCUGUGAGCUGCUGCCUUGUUAAGUAGUCCUGUGUACCUAAAACAUGGGGUCUGCUGAGGAAAAUUUUGUGCACCUGCCACAACAGAUUCUCAGGUUAGUCUUUCAAGAUUAUUCUGACAAUGUAGUAAAACCAGAGGACAGGAACUGUUCUACCCAAUGUGAUCGGAGGACUUAUUUAAUUGUCUAAUCCACAAUACAAUAAUUGCAGCUGGUUUUAACUUGAGCUUUUAGAUUUGAGCUUGACCAAUUCGAUAAGCUUUAGAGGAUAAGUGCACGUAUGCUUUUUUGCCUCCUUCCCCUGAUCUAACCUCACCCACCCUCCCCAUCCACACAUGCAUCAUUACCUCAAUCUUACAGCUGCAGAUCCGCUGUUUGUUUACAUCCAGUCUUGGAGAUCUUCACUAUCCUGGCUCUGAACAUUACGGCCCAAUGGACGUAUAUGGGACUGUGUCUGAUUGUGUCUGGCAUCCAGGCACUUCCAAUAGAAGUUUAUGGGGCACUAAUGCGCAGUUGUGGCCAAGGCAAUGAAGACUUGUCCUGCUGGAUGUAAACCUAUAGCGGUACUGCACGUAACUGCAGCCAUCAGAUCACAUUACCUAUUCAUCAGUGGAGGGUGCAGGGGAAGGGGCAAAACUAAUUAAAUUAACUUUGUUUUAAACUGAACUUAUCUUUCAAGCUGCAUCUCGACCAGUAUUGGCUGCUUUAAGGGUGAGAAGAGGGUUUUUAGAAAAGGCUUGGAGAAUUAUAAGCCUUCUAUUAAGGUUUUCCAGGGAAAACCUCCCAGAGGGGGAUGUUUAUUACAGUUCUCAGCACAAUAACUUACAGUAUGAAGAAAUGGCAAGAAGCUUUGUUCUGAGAUGGACUGCUUUUCAGGGAGAGUGCUGCAAAAGGUAAUGCUGGAGCGGAGUGGGUAUAUAUGGCAGUGUUUUUCACUAGCAACAAGCCCAUCUCACCAUGGCUGAUUUCAGAUAUGGCCAUAAACAACACAGAGCUCUUGGCUCUGGUAGAAGUUGAACUGAGCGCUAUAAACUCCUCACCCCCAAUACAUUUUACUGAAAAAAACAAUAAGAACGUUUUCCCUACAGUUUUGUUUGCCGGUUCAAAAAAUGUUAACCAUACUUUCUCUGUACAGCAUAAAGAAAUUGUUUUAUUACUUAAAUAAUAUAUGCAUGCUGCUCCGUCCUGGAGUACUGUGAGCUUAGUCUGUGUGAUGAUGCGCUUCUUGGGGGAAUGUAAACGAAAGACUUUGCUCACAGGAAAUGGUCAGAAUGACAGUGUCAUCCUGCCUGCAGAGAACUGUUGGCACUGAACAGAGAAGAAAGUCGGGGACAGCGCUGAAACAUGGAGAGAUUGAAAUUGGAACUUCCUCCUGGCUUCUUUCAAGUGUGGGGGUCUUCAUUGGAUGGUGCGGGAUUACAUCACCGCAGGAGUGAAGUCAACCCGGCACAGAGGCACUGUUUUGGAAUAUAAAUUAAGUUGCAUUUGCGCAGCUUGGUGUUAAUUCCAAAGAAGGCUGUGAGCAUCGGGUAGCUUUAUUUUAUUGCAGAAGAGACAUUGCACCAGUUACUUGUAGCCCUUUGUUGACUCCAUCACUUAGAUCUUAGCAAAUAAGUACUUGACUCCCCUCGUCUACCUGAACAAUCAAAAGUUGACUCUGAUUUCACCAGUAUAUUCUCCAUUAUGGAGAAUUGAAGAAGUGAGACUUUAUUUCUUGUCCCAAUGGAAGGCUGGUGAAAAUCGCCAGUAAAAUCCUACUUGUUGGAUUCCAUGAGAGAUAAAAGAAGUUGCUGUUUUUUUGGUAGCGUGCCAUUUUAAUGGCAGCAGAUGUAAUGUGUUUACAUAAACAGAAUGCUAAAGUUGUAUUUUUAUAAUGGCAAGAGUUAUAAAAGAUAUUUUUUCACAAGAAUCCCAGUAUAAGUACAGUACUUUAUUUUUUUUAUUGAAUAUCCCAGUCUUUGGAGAAAUGCCAGUGGUGUGUAGUUUUGACAGCAGCCUGCAGGUGCCACCAUCUGCCCAGUGUAUCACUAGUGAGGCAGUGAUGUGUGGUUCUGACAGUGGCCUCCAGGUGGUGCCAUCUGUUCAGUUUAUAACCAUUGAGGAGCUUUUCUGUAGCUUCAAGCAGUUGGGUCAACGGAAAGAAAAAGCACUGAUUCUGUGAUGUCACCUGAACAAUGUGGGGGGAGGAAGUACUUUACUGAUCCUGCUCCUCUUGUGAUUGUAAUAUGGAAUAUGUCUAUUUUCAGAAACUGCACACAUAUUACCAACCUCACACCAAUAUUUCAGUUAUAGGUGGAGCAUUGUAGGCUGGCUUUUUAUAUUUUUUAUCUUGGCAGCUGGACAGAUGUUCAGAAGAUAAGUAUUUUGCUCCUUUAGCUGAAUUUUCAUGUAAAAUUAAAAUCAACAGCUAGAGACCCCCUGGUAAUUGUCAAUGUGGUUGAGGGGAGUGGGGAAUUUAUAAAGCUCUGCAAUUCCUAAAAAAUAUAAGAAGCCAGCAAAUGUCUCUGCCUGAAAUAUUUUGUUUUAUUUGUUUUGUUUUUUUGUUCCAAGGAAACUACAAAGUUUGCUGUCUGCAAUAAACUUUUCAUUUCCUGAU
Molecule: messenger RNA, 4847 nt
Organism: Rana temporaria (common frog)
Lineage: Eukaryota; Metazoa; Chordata; Amphibia; Anura; Ranidae
Gene: DCP1B
Product: decapping mRNA 1B
Exons: 9
Coding region: 57-1796 (579 amino acids)
Biological process (GO): positive regulation of catalytic activity; deadenylation-dependent decapping of nuclear-transcribed mRNA; deadenylation-independent decapping of nuclear-transcribed mRNA
Cellular component (GO): P-body
Molecular function (GO): enzyme activator activity; mRNA binding
Source: RefSeq, a predicted model, not a curated record